GGGGUUGCGUGCUCCCCGCGCGCGGAUCCCGGUGCCCGUGGGUCCCGUGACCCCGCAGCAUGAAGGAGACACCGCUUUCAAACUGCGAGCGCCGCUUCCUGCUCCGCGCCAUCGAGGAGAGGAAGCGGCUGGACGGCAGACAAACCUAUGAUUAUAGGAACAUCAAGAUCACAUUCGGAACAGAUUACGGGUGCUGUAUUGUGGAACUUGGGAAAACAAGAGUACUUGGACAGGUUUCCUGUGAACUUGUUUCUCCAAAACUCAAUAGGGCAACAGAAGGUAUUCUUUUUUUUAACCUUGAACUCUCUCAGAUGGCUGCCCCAGCUUUUGAACCUGGCAGGCAGUCAGAUCUCUUGGUGAAGUUGAAUCGUCUCUUGGAAAGAUGUCUAAGAAAUUCGAAGUGUAUAGACACAGAAUCUCUCUGUGUUGUUGCUGGUGAAAAGGUUUGGCAAAUACGUGUGGAUCUACAUUUAUUAAAUCAUGAUGGAAAUAUUAUUGAUGCUGCCAGCAUUGCUGCAAUUGUAGCCUUGUGUCACUUCCGAAGACCUGACGUGUCUGUCCAAGGAGAGGAAGUAACACUGUACACUGCAGAAGAGCGGGACCCUGUCCCAUUGAGCAUCCACCACAUGCCGAUCUGCGUCAGUUUUGCCUUCUUCCAGCAAGGAACAUUUUUGUUGGUGGACCCCAGCGAGCGAGAGGAACGUGUCAUGGAUGGGCUGCUGGUGAUUGCCGUGAACAAGCAUCGAGAGAUUUGUACCAUCCAGUCCAGCGGGGGGAUAAUGCUGCUAAAUGAGCAAGUUUUGAGAUGCAGUAAAAUAGCUGGUGUGAAAGUAGCUGAAAUUACAGAGCUAAUACAGAAGGCUUUGGAGAAUGACCAGAAAGUUAGGAAAGAAGGUGGAAAAUUUGGCUUUGCAGAGUCUAUAGCAAAACAAAGGAUCACAGCAUUUAAAAUGGAAAAGGCCCCUGUUGAUACCUCCGAUGUAGAGGAGAAGGCAGAAGAAAUCAUAGCUGAGGCCGAGCCUCCUCCAGAAGUCGUUUCUAAACCUGUGCUCUGGACUCCUGGCACUGCCCAAAUCGGGGAAGGAGUAGAAAACUCCUGGGGGGAUCUCGAAGACUCCGAGGAGGAAGACGAGGAGGAAGGCAGCAGCAGUGGAGCCACCGGGCUCCACAGUGCGGAAGCGGGCGCCACCCCAGAGGUCUCCACCGUUGGGAGCCAAGAUGCGCCGAUAGUGCUGUCAGACAGCGAAGAAGAGGAGAUGAUCAUUUUAGAACCAGACAAGGAUCCGAAGAAAAUCAGAAUACAGACUGUCAGUGCAAAACAAGACAAAGCACCAAGUAAAAAGCUAGUGAAAAAGAGAAGAAAGAAGAAAACUGCCAAUUAAAGCUCACGUGGUUGUCUUUGUGUAUAUAACUAUUAAAAGGAUAUUUAUUUAA
Messenger RNA from Miniopterus natalensis, 1434 nucleotides. RefSeq names its product exosome component 9 (gene EXOSC9). Gene Ontology annotation, biological process: U1 snRNA 3'-end processing; nuclear-transcribed mRNA catabolic process, deadenylation-dependent decay; nuclear polyadenylation-dependent rRNA catabolic process. NCBI's taxonomy places the organism in Eukaryota, Metazoa, Chordata, Mammalia, Chiroptera, Miniopteridae. The record is from RefSeq and is a predicted model, not a curated record. Gene Ontology annotation, cellular component: nuclear exosome (RNase complex); cytoplasmic exosome (RNase complex). Gene Ontology annotation, molecular function: mRNA 3'-UTR AU-rich region binding.